Messenger RNA from Solea senegalensis (Senegalese sole), 2294 nucleotides. RefSeq names its product meprin A subunit beta-like. Gene Ontology annotation, molecular function: metalloendopeptidase activity; protein binding; zinc ion binding. Gene Ontology annotation, cellular component: membrane. The record is from RefSeq and is a predicted model, not a curated record. NCBI's taxonomy places the organism in Eukaryota, Metazoa, Chordata, Actinopteri, Pleuronectiformes, Soleidae. The transcript has 14 exons. Bases 61 to 2010 code for a protein of 649 amino acids. Gene Ontology annotation, biological process: proteolysis.
ACGCUCUCAUUGUUGCUCAGAAACCGGACAGUCCCUGUGACAGACGGUUGGACCACGAGGAUGAAAGGCUUCAUUUUCCUUGUGAUGAACUUGGCAGUUUCAUCUACAUUCAGCCUAAAAAAUACACCAACAUUCCAGAAAUGGACAACCGACGACAUUUUAGAAAUAAACCAUGGAAAAGAUGAUAUUAUGGUGUCAAAGUUUCUAAGGAGUUCUGUUAGUGAUGUCAACAGACUGUGGACGUCCCCUAUCGCCUAUGUGUUGGAUGAAAGCCUUGAAAUCAAUGCUAAAGCAGUCAUCCUGAAUGCCUUUGAGCAGUUCCGGUUGAAGUCAUGCAUUGACUUCAAACUCAGAGACUCUGAAGAGGAUUACAUCAUUGUCAAAAAGUUAGGCGGAUGUUUCUCAUACGUUGGGAAGGUGAGUGGUGAGCAGGUGCUCUCCAUUGGCCGAUUCUGUGAUGAGAUUUCCACGGUUGAACACGAGUUUCUCCAUGCGCUCGGCUUCGAUCAUGAACACAACAGAUUUGACAGAGACAACUUUGUGACCAUUGACUUUGACAACAUCUUAACAGGUUUGGAUUACAAUUUUGACAAAGUGAACGGAGAAGAUUAUACUGAUAUGGGAGUCCCUUAUGACUAUUGGUCAGUGAUGCAUUAUGGCAAAUUUGCAUUCAGCAAUGGUAAUGGGACUACCAUUAACAGUAAAGAUCCAAAUUUCGAGGAUGUGAUUGGUCAAAGACGGGACAUGAGUCCCAGUGAUACUCUGGAGCUGAACCGCCGCUACAAAUGCAAUUCAUCCCUUGCAUUUAAGAUGUACUGUGGCUUCUCCAAGAGGAAUAUGUGUCAAAUGAAACACUGUUCAAAUUCUGACGUUGAAUGGGAGUUGGUGACACGUGCAGAGGGCGGUCCAUACUCUGACCACACUAAUCUACCCACAGGCCUUGGUCAUCGUGGUGGUCGAGAUGACGGUUACUUCAUGCAUGCUAGCACAGUAAGUGGAAGAAUGGGAGACUCUGCCCUGCUGGAGACCCAGAGGAUGACCACCACCAGGAAGUGUAAUGUCAAGUGUCUCCAGUUCUACUAUUACCACAGUGGACAUGAGUCUGACGACCUCAACAUUUGGAUCAGAGAGUUUCAAAGUAAAAGGGACUCAGAAGGAAGUCGCCGCCUCAUGGGACAGAUCACCGGUUUGCAAACAUUUCACUGGCGGCUCCACUAUGUUACAUUAACUGCCACCAAGGACUUCCAGGUGGAAUUUGAGAUUGUUAAAGGCGCAGGGAUUUCCUCAGGUGGCUUCUCAAUCGAUGACAUCAAUCUGUCUGAGACAGAGUGUCCACAUGGAGUCAUGCAAUUGAACGAUGUUGUGAAAACUUUCAACACAACUACUGCACAAUUCAUAUUCGGCCCAAAGCAAUACACGCAAGUGGGCUAUGCUUACAGGAUAGUAGUAGCAGGAUAUGACGAGUUUGUGGGAAUGGGUAUACAACUUGUGUCGGGUAAAUAUGAUGACCAGCUGGAGUGGCCUUGCCCAUAUAGGCAGGUGGUUCUUCAAAUAGUGGAUCAGACACCUGAUCUCCAGCUGCACAUGUCCAAGGAAUUAACCUUCACUACUGACCCAAACGUCAACACUUCUGCAGCGAUUGUCUGGUAUGAUGAUCCUCGCAAGACUGGCGACAUCAUCACCACUGAGAAGAAUGAGACUUUUUAUGCUGGACCAGUGAAUGGCUUUUUCAUGCUCAGCUUUGAAAACCUGAUAUCCAGAGACUUCAUUAAGGGAGGAAAUGCCAUGUUUGCCUAUCGCUUCCAAGAUAUCACUCCUCUAGUCAAUGGAAGCAAGCUACCUUGUAAUCCUUGGACACCAAUGAAAAUUACUUAUCCUCCUAGGGGUGUGGAUUAUGGCUCAUGCUCAUCACGGAUUUUACCCACCAAACAACCAACAACUGAUGACAGGUAUUUGGAUUUACUCGCACAUUUUACACUUGUGAAAUUGGUUAGAACAGCAGCCGAGUAGUAAAGCUGUUGACUCUAGUUAGCAAUGGCUACAGUUUGACUAAAUACAACUGAUAUGUCACAACCUUUCCUGUCAAAGUGUUAUCUGGCAAUCAUACAGUCCAGGAAAUGUCUUCAUCCACAUGAUGACAGAUUUUCUCACUCUGCGACCCAUUAGCGUUUCAGUGCUCCCACAAUGUUGUUUCCAUGUGGAUAAAACACAGAUAUGCUAACCCAUGUGUCAAUUUUCAUAAAAUGUCAUAAGAUGUCACAAGCACAGUAAAAAGUAAGGUUUCCCUACAAACA